Messenger RNA from Cherax quadricarinatus, 1462 nucleotides. Lineage: Eukaryota; Metazoa; Arthropoda; Malacostraca; Decapoda; Parastacidae. The record is from RefSeq and is a predicted model, not a curated record.
UGGCACCGACAUCAUUAUGAAUCCUGGUGACGAGGUGAUCCUGCCAUUCUGGAGUCUGCAUCACGACCCUCGUUACUGGACACAUCCUGAAGUCUUCCUGCCAGAUCGCUUUCUGCCGGAGAAUAAAGUCAACAUUAUUAGCUUUACUCACAUGCCCUUUGGGAUGGGUCCAAGGAACUGCAUAGCCAUGAGAUUUGCCUUGAUGGAGACCAAAGUUGCUCUGGCUAAGCUGGUGUUGGCAGCAGAACUGCACCUGGACGUCGGUUGUGAGGAACUGAAAGUAGAACAAUCUCUUUUUCUUUUGAGGCCAGAUGGAAGUGUAAAUAUCGUGAUCACACCUCUCACGGCCGACAUACAAAGCUAAAUACUCAUAAACAUUGACUGGUCAAGACAGAUAGUAAUUUCUAGAAUCGAUGCAAGAUUAUUUUGUCCUAUCUUUGUUUUGUCAAUGCCGAUUUUUUAAGGAAAAUUCUAUUUGCUUGUAAGUGAAUGGCAGGGAUGAUUAGGUCUCUAUAUGAAGGACUUUUAUCUCUCCUUAAAUAUUAGAACAAAAAAUAAUAGAUAAAAAAACAUAAAUCAGGCUCUGACUGAGGAAUUUUAUAACAGAAAAUGAAAGAUGUACACCUGAAAAAUCCGAAAAUUCUACAUAAAUAAUUCCUCUUCGUGAUUUCAACCUUACAAAUGUAAAACUCUUAAAUUACAUUCACUUGUUAGACGAAGAAUGAGGGAGACAUGAUCGAAGUGUAUAAGUGGAAGAUAGGUAUUAAUAAAGGGGAUAUUAACAAGGUCUUGAGGAUAUCUCUCCAAGAGAGAACCCGCAGUAAUGGAUUUAAAUUAGAUAAGUUUAGAUUUAGAAAGGACAUAGGAAAGUAUUGGUUUGGAAAUAGGGUAGUUGAUGAGUGGAACAGUCUACCUAGUUGGGUUAUUGAGGCUAGGACUUUGGGUAGUUUCAAAUUUAGGUUUGAUAAAUACAUGAGUGAGUGGGGUUGGAUUUGAGUGGGACUGUCACAUCAGAGCUUAUUUCUUGGAUAGCAUUGAAAAUUGGGUUGGGCAAAUGUUUUGUUAGUGGGAUGAAUUGUAAAGGACCUGCCUAGUAUGGGCCAACAGGCCUCCUGCAGUGUUCAUCCUUUCUUAUGUUCUUAUGUUCUUAAAACAGAAAAUGCUGGGAGAAAAUAAACCAGAAACCAGGAAACCUUUCCAGAGUUCUCAUAAUGAUCACUCUCAGUCCAAGUCAUUGUAUAAAAAAUAUAAUGCAGAAAUGUUGAAGGUUGGUAUAAAUACACAACGAUAUUAUCAAACUUUUUUUUUUCUUUCUUUCUUUCUUUGUGUGACCUCCUCUUCAAGGGGGGCUCCUUGGCGUGGUGAAGAGGCUCUUGGUCUGAGGAAUUAGACCUGUCGGUCUUCUUCCUCAGACCGAACCUAAUUACCCCCCAAUCCUCCCUUCCCUAUCCCAUCCUCCCCA